Messenger RNA from Melanotaenia boesemani (Boeseman's rainbowfish), 1664 nucleotides. It is a transcript of the gene mettl17, whose product is annotated as methyltransferase like 17. Gene Ontology annotation, cellular component: mitochondrial small ribosomal subunit. The transcript has 14 exons. NCBI's taxonomy places the organism in Eukaryota, Metazoa, Chordata, Actinopteri, Atheriniformes, Melanotaeniidae. Gene Ontology annotation, molecular function: structural constituent of ribosome; methyltransferase activity. The record is from RefSeq and is a predicted model, not a curated record. Gene Ontology annotation, biological process: translation. The coding region runs from base 105 to 1484 and encodes 459 amino acids.
UCGGAAUUAUUUUGCUGAAGGACCGAAAUCUUUUAGCGUGCUUUAUCAAGAUGUGAAUGAAAACGUAUUUUAGGUCAUUUUAACUCCGCUGAGAUACAGGCGACAUGGCUUCACGAAGUUAUGGAGCUUGCGUUCUCUGUCAGAGGGUGGCUAUCGUGAAGAUAUGGUUCAGGGGAAUGAGUGCUGCUGCACACCCACAGCCCCAGGUAGACUUCUUAAAAGGGGAACUACACAGGAAGCAUCCAGGUUUGACUAACCUGAAGACCAUGCGACUUCCUGAGGAACUCCAGAUGGCUGCACAGUCGAUUAUUCACAGAGCUCAGGUGACACAGCUUUCAGAGCGCACUCGCAAACUUACAAACUUCCUGUGGAGCCGGAAGCGAGCGGUGGAGGAUUUGACGCUGAGGCAGAAAGCAGUGGGCCUGGAGAAAGAACUCUGGGAGAAAGCUAUGCAAAAGAGUGGAGAUAUUGAUGAGCAGUUGCUGGAGGACCGCAUCAGGAAGAGAGUUUUAUCAGAGCUCAGAAGAACAACAUACCGCUGGACUCCAUUGAAAUAUGAUGAAGAACUGGGUGUGGUGUACAUGGCGGCUCGGCUUGCCGGAGGCUACGCAGCAGUGAGAAGAGCUCUAAAUGAGAUAAAAAAGAGGGAUCCCUCUUUUGCUCCUAAGACCCUCUUGGAUUUUGGUUCAGGCCUGGGAACAGUUGCCUGGGCAUCCCACUCAAUCUGGGGUGACUCUUUAAAGGAGAUGGUGUGCGUGGACAGCUCUGGCCCAAUGAACAUUUUAGCAGAGCGUCUUCUCAAAGGUGAUGAUGAACACGCUGAGCCUCACAUCAAACAAGUUUAUUUCAGACAGUUUCUUCCUGUCUCUCCAAAGGUCCAGUUUGACUUGGUGGUUGCAGCUUUCACCUUGUCGGAGCUUCCCGACACGAAAGAUCGAGAAGAGGCAGCGUUCACUCUGUGGAGAAAGACGAGCUCCUACCUGGUUUUGGUGGAAAGUGGCACCAAAGAGGGACACCAGAUGCUUAUGGAGGCCAGAGAUGCUUUACUUAAGAAACAAGAGAAGACUCUCCACGAUCCCAGACCAGCAUCAGUUUUCGCUCCAUGUCCUCAUGAAAUGAUUUGUCCUAAACUGGCCCAGCAGCCCAUCACACCCUGCAACUUCCAGCAGAUGUACCAUCCUCUGCAUCCGUCGGGCCACAAUAAUACUCAGAAAGAGAAGUUCAGCUACCUGAUUUUGAGUCGAUCUGAACCAGCGGUAGCAGAAGGUGUCGACUGGGCCAGGUUGAUCGCACCGGUGCUGCGCAGAAGUCGACACGUCCACUGCAGGGUGUGCUGCCCCGAUGGACAGCUGCAACACCUGGUGGUGACGGCACGAAAACACAGCAGAGAUGUGUACCGCUGCGCUCGGAACAGUGAAUGGGGAGAUCAGCUGCCGAUCAUUCAGAAAGUCGAGGAGGAAGAUGUUCAAACUGAGUCAGAGUAAAGGUGGAAAUACAAUAUUUGGACUUUUGAGAUGAUGAAGAACCACAAGACAAGACUUUCAUCCAACAACACAUCAGCUGCUGAUCACAGCAAAACAUUUUCUCUUCUGGAUUAAAAUACAGAUGAUUGUGGUAAUUGUACUGAACAUAUAUUUUUGUUCAAUAAACCAGAUUUUAGUGGA